ACCUGGGAGGUGGGAGCUGUGUGCAGGCAGGGGCUGCUCAGGGCUCAGCAUGUCCUUCAUCCAGGUAGACAAGGACUCCGAUUUUCCUCUCCAAAACCUCCCCUAUGGGGUUUUCUCCACGAAGGAGGAGCCUCGGCACAGGCUUGGGGUAGCCAUUGGAGACCAGAUUUUGGAUCUCAGUGUCACUAAACAUCUUUUCAAUGGACCAGCUCUUGCCAAACACCAGCACGUCUUUGACCAGCCCACGCUGAACGCCUUCAUGGGGCUGGGCUGGCCAGCGUGGACCGAGGCCAGGGCUUUCCUCCAGAAGCUGCUGUCAGCUGGAGAGCCCACCCUGAGGGACAACACAGAGCUGCGGAGAAGAGCAUUUGUACCUCAAGCUGCUGCGACGAUGCACCUGCCUGCCCACAUUGGAGACUACACUGACUUCUAUUCUUCACGCCAGCAUGCCACAAACGUUGGGAUCAUGUUCAGGGGGAAGGAGAACGCUCUGAUGCCGAACUGGCUGCACUUACCUGUGGGCUACCACGGCCGGGCAUCGUCUGUUGUGGUGUCUGGGACGCCCAUCCGGAGACCUGUGGGACAGAUGAAACCUGACAAUGAUAAGCCCCCAGUGUUUGGUGCUUGUAAACGUCUGGAUAUCGAGUUAGAAAUGGCAUUCUUUGUAGGUCCUGGAAACAAGUUUGGGGAGCCCAUUCCCAUCAGCAGGGCCCAGGAGCACAUCUUUGGGAUGGUGCUGAUGAACGACUGGAGCGCCCGUGACAUCCAGAAGUGGGAAUAUGUUCCUCUGGGUCCUUUCCUGAGCAAAAGCCUUGGCACAACCAUCUCUCCCUGGGUUGUCACCAUGGAAGCUCUCAUGCCAUUUGUGUUGCCAAACCCUGUCCAGGAUCCUAAGCCGCUGCCCUACCUUCAGGAUAAAGAGCCCUACACUUUUGACAUCAAGCUCUUUGUUGCCAUUAAAGGAGAAGGAAUGAGCACACCAACUACUAUAUGCAGAUCCAAUUUCAAGCACAUGUACUGGACCAUGAAACAGCAGCUGGCUCACCAUUCCAUCAAUGGCUGCAACCUCAGGCCUGGAGACCUCCUGGCCUCUGGCACCAUCAGUGGACCUGAGCCAGAGAGCUUUGGCUCCAUGCUGGAGCUGUCCUGGAACGGAACAAAAGAAAUCCCUCUUGGCAGUGGGCAGUCUCGUAAAUUCCUGCAGGAUGGAGAUGAAGUAAUUUUGACAGGUUACUGCCAGGGCAACGGCUUCCGUGUGGGAUUUGGCCAGUGCUCAGGAAAAAUCCUUCCAGCCCUGUCCAAUCCAUGAGGCCUGGAGUAAUGUGGCAUCCAAGGAGGAACCCUCCUCCC
Molecule: messenger RNA, 1350 nt
Organism: Onychostruthus taczanowskii (white-rumped snowfinch)
Lineage: Eukaryota; Metazoa; Chordata; Aves; Passeriformes; Passeridae
Gene: FAH
Product: fumarylacetoacetate hydrolase
Exons: 14
Coding region: 50-1309 (419 amino acids)
Biological process (GO): L-tyrosine catabolic process; L-phenylalanine catabolic process; homogentisate catabolic process
Molecular function (GO): fumarylacetoacetase activity
Source: RefSeq, a predicted model, not a curated record